AUGCCGCCUGCUCAGAUGCGCUACGCAGACGCGGGCGGGUACCCUGCGCACCCGCACCCAGACCGCGCACAACAGUACCCUGCGCACGACACAAGGGGCGCGCUCGCGACAAGUGCUGCUCGCCCGUUGUUGCCGCCAAACGGGUACCAGGCGUUUGCGAGCCGCCAGGCUCCUCAGCCGUAUCCUGGAGGAGGACAGUACUACGAUGCACGAGCUGGACCUGGAGGAGGAGGGGGACCGUACGCAGCUGCUCACAUGAGCGCAGCUGGCGGAGUUGCCGUCGUCGUUCCCGGCGCACCUUCGCUGCCGCCGACGAUCAACGGUGGCGGACCGUCGUCCUUCGUCAACCAGCACAUGCAGCCUCGACAGGCACAUCCUCACACGAGACCGCCUCACCCGCAGGCAAUGCAUGCCGCACCUCCUCUUCGAGUCCAGACAGACAGGCGUGUCGUCGACGCAGGACACCAGCACCCUCGACAGUCUUCGCCGACGAAGCUGUCGAAGCGAGGACCUCCUCACGGCCACCCUCACCCGCCUGUUCCCGCCGGACCGCUCUUCCACCCUGCCGCACUUUCGCAACGCCCUCCUCCUCGCGAUCCUUCCGACCCCGACCUCCUGCGACCCAGCACGACCUGGAAGCCACGCACGACGUCGCGCAUCGGCGCGCCAGGGUCGCUCCCGCCUCCAUCGGCAGCGAUGGCAGGCAGCGCGCACGCUUCCCCUCUCCCGUCUCCCUCGCUCUCGAACGGCUCGCACUCAACAACCGCGUCUUUCCCGGGCCAUCCCAACGGAUCGAAUACCUCCCUCAACUCGCCGCGGUCGCAAUCGCAGUCGCGCUCCCCAAAACACCGCCAGCACGGCGGCGCUCCUCCUCCUCCUCCCCUCGCCCCUCCCUUCAACCCGUCCGACUGGUGCACCCACCCUUCCCAAUCACAAGUCGUCUCUCCCUCUCUCUACCUCCUCUGGCAAUCCUCACCCCUCCCCGGACGCGCAAAGUUCGAGUCGGUCUUUGUCGAUGCCGAGCUGCGACGCGUCAACUACGUCGCGAGGGAGUACCAUCGAGGACGGGACGGGGUUCUGCGCCGGGAGGGCGAGAAGGGAUCUCAGAAGGCGGAGGACGAGGCUGGCGCUGCCGCGGGUUGGGCGGACUUUUUCGAUGGGUUUGACGCGCACAACGGAGGCGGAGGAGGAUUGGAGUGGUUGUUACUCGAGGUGCCGAGUGCGAGCGCGCGCGAACGUGGGUCAGACCAGUUGGCCAAGGUUGGACUGGUCACGGAGGAGACGCUCUUCCUCCCGCUCGGGAAGAACAUCAAGUGGCGCAAGUUUUACAAGGAGCCGGUGUUUGGCAGCGGCGAACCGACAUGGAAGGGUGUCGGGGGCGGCAAGUACAAGUGGCAGAAGGAGAAGGACUCGGAGGAGUGCUACACGCUCGCCGACGACAAGACCAAGGAGACCGUCGUCUCUGUGCUCGAACGGCCGGGCAAACCGACACAAAUCAUCCUCUCCGCCCUCAUCCAGCCUUCUCUCCACCCGAUCCUCCUCACCCUCCUUCACCGGACCUUCCUCACGGACCAGAAGCGCCGCAGCAAGGACCAAGAACGGUGGGAAGAGGAGGAGGUCGUUACUUGGUGA
Molecule: messenger RNA, 1632 nt
Organism: Rhodotorula toruloides NP11
Lineage: Eukaryota; Fungi; Basidiomycota; Microbotryomycetes; Sporidiobolales; Sporidiobolaceae
Exons: 3
Coding region: 1-1632 (543 amino acids)
Source: RefSeq, a predicted model, not a curated record